AUGGUGGAUUACGGUGGGAAUGAAUGUGAUAAUGUUUUAAGUGGAAAGAGUCAAUUUGUUUAUCUUGUUUUCGUGCAUUUGUUGCUCAUCGGAUUGGAUGGAACUAAUGCACAGAAUCGAGCACCGCGUAUCAAAGAGCAUCCAUCGAACACAGUAUCCGGUCGCAGCGAGCCUGCGACCUUAAGAUGCGUGGUGGAAGGAAGACCCAAACCAAACGUGCAGUGGUUCAAAGAUGGGUCACCCUUGCCCCCGGCUGAAGACGGGCACAGGGUAUUGUUAGAAGAUGGUUUGUUAUUUCUUAGGGUUAAUCGUGGAAAAAAGGAAAGCGACGAAGGAGUCUAUUGGUGUGUUGCUAGAAAUAUAGCUGGGGAAGCAGUAAGUCAAAAUGCAUCUUUAAAUGUUGCUGUAUUACGAGACGAAUUCAGAGCCGAACCACGAGAUGUUCAGGUGGCAGCUGGUGAGCCAGCUAUGUUAGAAUGUGUACCACCAAGAGGUGUGCCUGAAGCAUCUGUACAUUGGUUAAAGGAUGGACAACCGUUUGAAGUUGAAGUGAAUGGCAGGAUUACGAUCACAGAAACAGGCAGCCUCAAAAUACUCGAGACACUACCAAAUGACAGUGGAGUGUUUCGUUGCAUAGCUUCAAACAUAGCAGGAGAAAGGCAGUCGAGAGCGGCUGCGCUAAUUGUAUUAAGACGACCACACUUUGUUACAAAACCCAGCAACAUAACAGCGCUUGUGGGACAAAAUGUUGAAUUUAACUGUCAGAGCUACGAUAAUAGCGUUAAAAUAACAUGGGCUAAAGAAGAUGAGGUUUUGCCGUCUCACGCGACUAUAAUCCGGGGACUAUUACGGUUGGAACAGGUGUCCGCAUCCGACGCGGGUGUCUAUUCUUGCCGUGCCGAUAGCCAUACUGGCACCAGCAUCACCAGUGCCACUUUAACUGUUUAUUCCUUACCGCACUUCACACAGAUACCAUCCAAUUUAACCGCUUGGGAGGGAGACGUGGUCUCCAUUCCGUGCGAAGCGAAAGGCCUACCGACACCUACAACGUUUUGGAUUUUAGAGGGAAUCGAGGAUAAUCUAUUGUUCCCGGAAUGCACCAAGAGCAAUUCCAGUUUAUUGUAUUUAGAUGGAGUGACUGUGGAGCACAGUGGGAGGGUUAUUUGCGUGGCGGUAAAUGCGGCCGGUAGUGUUAUGCAAGAGGCAUAUCUGAACGUUUUAAGAAAAGGCAACGCAUUAAAGCAUUCUUCAGGUGAUGAGUUCGGCCUGAGUUACGAACAACAGAUCCGCAUGACAGAUUAUGAGUUCAUUCAGGCGAGGAAGUACUUGCAGCAGAAUGUUUUAGUACUGAAGAGGGUGGAAACUUUGUCGUCGACUUCGUUGAAAGUCGUGUGGGAUGUGUUAACGGAUUAUAAUGAGUAUUUGGAAGGGGUGAAGAUUUGGUUCAAUGGGACGACUUUGAACUGGCGGAAUAGUACUGAAGAUGUUGUAGUGCCUCAAGUGGAUUCAUGUUCAAAUGGGUCACUCAUACAUGUCGAUAAUAGUGGCUCCUCGUCUUAUAUUUUGUCUGGAUUGAAACCGUAUAUGCAGUAUGAUGUGUUCUUGAUGCCAUUUUAUAAAAUGUUACUCGGGAAACCAUCGAAUUCUAUGACUGGUUUCACUGACGAAGAUGUGCCAUCGCUCCCACCCCUUAGUGUUACGGCGGGGGUAAUAAACGCCACGUCGGCGUGGAUACGAUGGGAACCCCCACCUGCAGACACGUGGAAUGGAGAACUGACGGGUUAUUUGAUCGAAAUCCGCGUUGGAGGCGGUACCAAUGGCCGGGUGGUAGGUCAAAUGUCGCUCGGGGCUAGGACACGGGCAGCUGCCGCCAGCUCCUUACGAACGGGAGGAAGGUAUAGCGCCCGUGCAGCCGCUGUCACUAAACGGGGCCACGGACCUUUUAGUACGCCCGCGCAAAUACACAUGCUACCGACACAGUCGCAGAGGCAUUAUGUGCAGACAGAACCACCUCACGAUUCUUCGAUUCCCCACAUAUUUCAUGAAACGUGGUUGUUGGCGCUUGGUCUGACAUUAUUCUCUGUGAUUGUUAUCGGCAUUGUCAGCAUUUACUACAUACGACGGCGAAAUGGCAUUCAGAGGAAAAAAGCUACCGGUCAACCGAUCGUUACAGCGCAGUGCUUAUUGAAUAAGGAUACGAUCUGGCUCCGAGAUCGGCCGGUAUUCGCUCCUCCUGACCCCUCGCUAGACGUCAACAGCUGUCAUCAAAGCUUGCUGCAGUCCGGUCAAUCAAGCAUACUGAACGUAGAACCAGAAUAUUGUCUGCCUCAGAAUUCUAUUCAAGGCCUAGAUGCAUCGAGUGUAGACAGAAUGAAACGCCCGGAGCCGUACGCUUCGAGUGCUAUUUACACUGAACUCAAUUUCAAGGAUGGCAAUGACAGCGGUGAAGCUAACUGUCCAGAAAGACGGUCGCACAAUAACAGCAUCGUGCGCUCUUGCAACGGCAGUAUUCAGUACUCAAACGAAUGCUCAACCUGCCACAGUUCCUCCAGCAGGUCCACUAACUACAGAGACUUUAGGGAAUAUAAAGAAUUCAAGCCCGAGGAAGACGACGCAGCCACGAACCGAUCGGGAUCGCGAAGCCGCCAGGACAAAAGCAAAGUGUGUCCGAAUGAUUUAGAAUACGAUUACCCGCAGUGGCACUGGCUGGGACGGGAGAAUAGUUUCAAAAUUCCCAUACAGAGACACUCAACCGGCCGCUCCGAACAGGGCUGUCAAAUAAAUCUGUGUGAUAUAUUGCCGCCGCCCCCGUACGAGAGUCCAGAGAAUAAAAGUCAUCUAAAAUAG
Leptosia nina is the source of this 2847-nucleotide messenger RNA. The record is from the annotation of a GenBank genome assembly. Lineage: Eukaryota; Metazoa; Arthropoda; Insecta; Lepidoptera; Pieridae.